UAAAAAUGUCUCUCAUAAAAAUAUCACUGUUGUCUGUGUUUACUAUUUGCUUGAUAUCUGCACAGGCAGCAAGAUUUGACAUCGUCAACCAAUGCUCUUACACUGUAUGGCCAGCAGCCAUUCCCAGUGGUGGCGGUAGGCAGUUAGAUUCGGGCCAAACAUGGAGUCUAGACAUCCCAGCCGGAACCUCAUCGGGCCGAAUUUGGGGUCGAACUGGUUGUAAUUUUGACAGCUCGGGUAGUGGUACUUGUGAAACCGGUGACUGCGGUGGUGUCCUAAGUUGCAGCUUAUCUGGUCAGCCUCCAACGACACUUGCCGAAUUCACACUUAAUGGUGGAAACGAUCAGGAUUACUUUGAUUUAUCUGUGAUUGAUGGUUUCAACAUUGCUAUACAAUUUGCUCCAACCUCUAAUGGAUGCAACAAUGUACGAACAUGCACAGAACCUUCUUGCCCUGAUGCUUAUCUGUUUCCGAGUGAUGAUACUAAAACUGUUGCAUGCCCAGCUGGUACCGACUAUAGAGUUGUCUUCUGCCCUUGAAGUUGAUGGUGUUAUAGUUGGUUUUCUAUCGCAAAUAAAACAACACUUAUAUAAAAUGUAAGAAAUAAAUAUUGCUUAUUUACUUGGGAAAUUAUAUAUAUUUCUCGAGAGUGCAAUAUAUUAAAUAAAUGAUCGUAUGAUAAAUAAA
Molecule: messenger RNA, 687 nt
Organism: Vicia villosa (hairy vetch)
Lineage: Eukaryota; Viridiplantae; Streptophyta; Magnoliopsida; Fabales; Fabaceae
Product: thaumatin-like protein
Exons: 1
Coding region: 6-539 (177 amino acids)
Biological process (GO): defense response
Cellular component (GO): extracellular region
Source: RefSeq, a predicted model, not a curated record